This is a messenger RNA of Triticum dicoccoides, 522 nucleotides long. RefSeq lists its product as uncharacterized. Lineage: Eukaryota; Viridiplantae; Streptophyta; Magnoliopsida; Poales; Poaceae. The coding region runs from base 51 to 482 and encodes 143 amino acids. The record is from RefSeq and is a predicted model, not a curated record. The transcript has 2 exons.
GAUGCCGCGGCGGCGGCGGCGGCAGCAGCGACACCCGUCCAAGCUCCAAGAUGCGACGCAAACGUCAAAGAUGGAGAUCUGAAGGCCAUCACGAGAUCACAUCCAGGAGGGCGAGGAGACGCGCCCACGGCGGCAACAUCGACGAGGAGGCGCCCAGCAGAGACACGCACGGAGAGACGCGCCCACGGUGGCGGCGGCCAGCAGAUGGACGGAGGAGCCUACAGAGGAGGCCCCGCUGCGCCCUUGCGAUGAGAGAAGGAAAGCGGCGGCGACGGUGGCGGAUGACGCGCCGACUUCGGUUGCACCAGCGCAUGGACCAGAAGCAACCGGUAGCCGUAUGGCACACCGGGACAACACAAGGAGGAGGCUGCGGCCUACACGCGCCGACGCACAAACGUCCAGCAAAAGCCUCAUGCCAUUUCCAUGGCGUCGAUGAGAUGCUCGGUGGCAACGACGUCGAGACUCGUACCAACAAGCCCUAAGAGCAUCUCCAACAGGCGCCGGUCGUGCCACGCGCAAAAU